AUGUGGGGUGGAGGUCAACCCCCACUGGUGGCACUAAGUGCACCAGCGACGGACCUUACAUCGGUCCAGGUGCAGUGGAGGGCAGGGGAUCCCUCCAUCGGCACGGACCAAAACGCGCUUACGCUUGCACUUAGUAUUGAGGCUUCUGUAGACGGAGGGAAAGAGUGGCACGGGAUAACAGGUGGCGAUGAGGCGGUAGAUGUUGCCCUUGCCCACAAGGCAUCGCCAGGCUCGUCACAGCAUCGGUACCCGGUGUCGCUUCUCGCCUUGCGCAGGAAAACGGAGCCCCGGCGGAAAGCAUUGGAAGGUCGAUCUCAUGAUGCCAUUCCUGCAGUUACACACGUCCGACUCAAAAUGAGAAGGGCGCUAGGCGGCAGACCGGGCGGGGCGCUGAGUAUCUACGACGUUGCGAUCAAUGCCCGAGACCCCUCUGCCAGCCCGUCGGAUGUGAUGACGGUACUGCGCGAGCUGCAGACGUUCUUGCUCGCCCGGCAUUCGCGGGACGAGGCGGCACUUCAGGAUUACAUUUUGCGGGCGCUGCUUGGUGUGUGCCAGGCCUCCUGCGCCCUGGAGUUCGAGCUGGACCUCGUCCGAGUGUACAUGGACAUGGAGAAUUCUAGCAGUCCGAGUCUGCUGGGGGAGGAAAAAUGCGGCGGCGAGUCUACGAGCGGCGCGGCAAGAAACCAGACCGACAAGCUUGGGCGAACGGAAGGGCUGCAGGCGUUCGUGUCAACUCUCUUGUCAGCUGCGUCUCGCGCAAAACGUCAAGCGUGCCGCCAGGAUCGGGAACGAGUCAUUCGUGACGCGGCUUUCGACCCAGCCCUGUCGUCCAAAUGGGUUGUGGUGAGCGAAGAGGGGCAGCUGGUUUCCAGCGCAGCGGACAACGGUUAUAGUCAUAGCCUCCUUCACCAGUGCUUGCGCCGAGGGACGUGGUCUUGGGAACUUGCCUUGGAACGAGAGAGCAGCGGCGACGAGACCACCUGCGUAGGUGUGGCGGUCAACCCAGUGACGAACUCCUGCUACGAAGACUCCCAUCAGAUGUGGAUGGUCCGUUGCUACAGCGGAGAAACAUACAGCAAUGGUGGACGCCGCAAUCGCAUGACCCGAAAAAUCCAUCCGCUGGAUUCGGUACGCCUGACACUAAACUGCGAAUGUGGCACGCUUUCUUUGGAGGUCAACGGGGUGGACCAAGGCGUGGUUUUCUCAAACGUACCGCCGGAAGUUCACCCGGCGGUAUGCUUCUAUGGGGUCGCCAAGUCGGUUCGGCUGGUAGAGCUGAAGCGUAUCUUCGGAGAGGGCGAUGACGAUGUGUCAGACAGCGACGAUGAGAUUGACGCAGAAGCGACGCCGACCCCACCGGCUGCGCAGCACGAACACCAGCCAUCAGCAGAAACUGUGGCCGACACUGGUGACGGUGGUGACGGCGAUGCGUCUGUCAGUCCGGCCCAAGAUGUUCGUGCGAAAAAGGAGGCCUGCGUCGAUGCAGAUGGCGUGUCGCCGGAGCCACUAGACAAAGCAAGUAGGCAGAAGACUGCACGGCGCGAGGCAGAAGAUGUCGCGUCAACCAUUCGGGCCGCCACAGCUGCCGCACCGUCAGCGGGCCUCCUUGCCAGCCUGGCGAACGUCGCUCAGUGGUACGUUCCACACGAUCAAGAAGGAGACCAGCUGGGGCCCGCGGAGCACGGGCCUGGCCGUCACGGAUUAGGGCGAAGCAGCAUGACACCAGUGCCGGGCUCUGACCCUGUGGCGCAGAGGUUUCCAGCACCGGGGGCUGGGGUGAUGUCCGGAGUGAGGUACCGCCCGACGCUGGAUCAGGACGGCAUCUGGGGUGAGUGCCAAAUUAAGAGCCUAUGCGGCUCCAUGUACUGUGACGUUAGAGAAAACGGAGUACUUGGCUCCCAUCUACUCAAGCUCAUGGUUUUCCAGGGUGUCUCAUUUCGCGCUGCCGCUGUUGGUCUCCUCGCUGUCUACAACCUUGGCAGUACCAACCCGAACGAUCUGUUCAUGGACUUCAGUCUGGCUGUGCGGCAGAGCAGCAGCGGCUUGUUCAGCAGCAUGAUACCGGGUCGGCCGGUGCCGGCCAGAAGAACGUCCACCACAGCGGCCGGGACCAGAACCGCCCGCAGCAUUUUUGCGAGAGGGGAGGUGGCCGAGCACAGGCGAGUGCCAGCCCCAGCUACGACUACUGCCGUUGGCGUCGAGGCUCCCUCGCGUAGAAAGGGCAAGCCGCUUGCGCUGGAGGAGCCGUACAUUAUCCAGCCUACCGCGGCUGUUUUCCAAAAGCUUUACGCGCUACUUGUGAGGUCCCUUGCCCGACUUGAUGACGGUACGGAUGCCGACAAGACAUCUACCGCAUCAUCGAUCCUGUCGCUCCUUCAGAUCAUGCGCGCCAACUUCUGCCGCCUUGUAGACGCACACGUGGAUCCAGCGGAAGUCGGACUGUUGCUGAACUACCACAGGCAUGGGGUUGGGGCGGCUUCAGAGGCUUCGGAGCAGAGUGGAGACGAGAAGCUCUUGCCAGACAUUUUGCACUGUCUGCAAGGUAUCAUGCUUAAGCAGGACGGCGAUCCAUCACUUUUGAAGGCCACGGUCGACACUUUUACCAGUGGCCUUCCUCUCUUGAUGCCACUUGUGCAGAACCGGUUGCAUCUCCUGCUCGGAUUGGUGUGGCAUCUGCAGUCUAGCGCGGGGGUAGUUUGCGACGUACCUGAGGGACUGGGCGCUGCAGGGGACCUGCCCGACUUGACUUCCACAGGGCGCGAUGCAUCAACACCGUUGGCACAGGUUCCACCAGAGCGAGUAACUCUUUUACGAGAUCUAUUGACCCACUUCGCUCGAACAGAUUCUGUGUUGCAGCUGCUCACCCUGUUUGAGGAAGACGAGGCGGAGCGAAGUGCGGUUACAGAUCUGUUGGAAUUGAUGCUCACAUCCAUGGCCGACAGGGCAUGUCGAUGUGCCUCCCAACACGGGAAGGGAAACAGCGCCGGCAGCAGGUCGCGACCAGGCAGUGGUGAAUCGGACAGCGGUCCGAACAGCUACUGGGACCAACUGGUGGCCGGCGGGGCUGGAGGAACGACGCUCAGCUUCACCUUGCUCGACACAUGCCAGCAGCACCUUUUGUGCAUGGUCUUGGAACGGGAUUGCACUGGGAAUGAUCCAUACGAGCUUUUGCUGUGUCAAUAUGGCCAGUGCCUCCUGCAGGUGUGCUGCCGUGUGCUGAGCGCGGAGUGUCCAUGGACUGAAACCGAAGCCGAGAACGACGAAAGCCCGUGGUGGAAGCUGGUUGGCGCACUGCUCGCACCGUUCCUUCAUGGCCUCUGCAUGUGCGUGGACCGCCCCAGGGUUGCGGAAGGCAUGCUUCCGUCUUUGGUGCGUCUUUCGGAGGUGCUAUCUCACCGUAUCAGUAUAAUUCCCAGGGAGGCGGCGGCGGCUUCAUUCGCAGAAGAUAUUUUGCGGCGGACCCAGCUCACGAACCCUGAGGAAGGCCUUGCCUUAACUCCGUCUGGAUGGCAUCCAGUCCGGGCGUCCUUCGAAGUGGAUAAGGAUAGCAUGACAUCCUUUUCCAUAUCGGAGGACGGUCAGCUUUAUUCGGCACUGACCUCAAACAACACAUGCGCCCUUUUGGACGUCGGCGUAUCACACGGAAAGGCCGCAUGGGAAUUCCUGCUGGAAGAUGAUAGCCCCAGUGACGAGUGCUCCGUGUUUGGCAUCGCCACGAGGCCCCCGUACAGCCGUUGCUACAAUUCCAGCCAGUCUUUGUGGAUGAGGCGAGCGUACAACGGUGUUUUGUACAAUCGUGGACGCCAACUCCCUGCGGGGCAGAGCAUGUCCAAAAUACACCCUGGGGACGUGGUACGAUGCGAAGUCGACAUGGACGAAGGGACACUGAGAUUCAGGUUCGGACCCAACGGAGGGCUGGUUGCCAUCGACAAGAAGGCCAUGGAAAUGAAGAGGAUGGCCACAUCAUGCAGCCUGCAUCAAGCAUGGGCUCCUACUCGCCCGGCUGUGUCGAACGCGGCUGAUUCCCCCAGUGAAGCCAAAGCCGAACUCGAAGGUGAAGGUGGUUCUGACAACGACUCCGCUCCCUCGACCACAGCUGAGCUCUCACAAACUGCUGGUCCUCCAGGAUCGACGGGUAAGGAGGGCAUGACAUCGCCCGAUGCCCAUGCAGAUGUGGGAAGAGUUGAAGUGGCCGAUGUUGAAGCGUGGGACUGGGUGUCGGUGCGGGCAACGCGAGGAUUCGCCGCCCUCGAGGGCAAGCAUUCCGUAGAGAUGGAGGUGACACCGGUCGGAGCAAGAAGGAGGAGGGCGGUUGGCAGCACCAAGUCAAGCGGCAGCGAGGAUAGAAACACUCUCAGGAUCGUAGGGAGCUGGGGCUGGUGGACGGACGGAUCCCUGCGAGCGCACGGAAAAGUCUUCAUUCCGACUGAGGCUGCUGGUGAGACCCUUUACGGAUCGGAGUUUCUGCCGCUGAAGCCGUUGGAUGUGAUCACCAUGGUCACCGAUACUGUUGGAGGGACUCUUCGCUACCUCGUUAACGGAAUGGAUGCUGGCAUUGCUUUCGGACCGGCGGGGUCUGGGGCCGUCUGCGAGUUGCCUGAUGGGCAGGCGCCGUUUGAAUGGGAUGCCGGCACUGCAUUGUUUCCGUCGUGCAGCUUGACGAACGACAAGCAGAUGGUCCAACUUCGACCCGGAGGUACCCUGGGCACGCAGCUUUGGCCUCUAUCCGUCGACCUGCACAAGACGGUUGCAUCGCUCGUGGGCAGACUGUGCGCGACCUUGAUUGCAGGAACCCCCCAAGAUGGAGCGGAGACUGCCCUUGAGCCAUGGCUGCGAUCGCCGCUGCUCAGCGGGGGAGUGAAUGCUCCCGAGGACAUGGUGGGAGAGUCUGUGUGGCGACGUCUUGGCCACCGAUCGUGGGACCAGGCGUGGAGCGCAGAGCAGCAAGGCCGACUAGGUGAUGCGCGCCCUGCGAUGCCUCGCGCCGACUUUGAUCCCACCGUUGCGGAGAAGUUCGUGAGUGGCGAUACACGACCGCGGUCCGUGCCCGACGGCGGCAUUCGCCUCACAGCGCGGAUCGUGGAGGCGACGAAGAUGCCACAGGGGUUGGUUCUGUGGCCAGAUGCGCCAUGCGUUCGUCUGACUGCAACAGUUGACGGUCGAAGUGUCAGCUGCCAAGAGGAGCCUCUGACCGUUUCUAAACCAAGCUCACCGGUGACGUCUCGUGAAAGGGUAGAACUAGACCAAGAGGAAAGUUCCAAGACGCACGCCGAUAGCCGUCCAGGGCAGGGGGAAGUCGAGCUGGAGCUCCGCUGGCCGCAGAUGCAGGCGCUGAUCGAUGGCGCCGACGAGGACGAGUACCUCCCCGCUUUGGCGCUCCGAGCAGAGGUAUUGGUUGGCAGAGUGGUUACAGCUGCGGGAGAGGUAGACUUGAGCGGGGAGCUGAAAGCAAGCGUGUCGGGGGCCGGCAGCAAGCGCACGGUGCUGACCUUAACCGGUGGCGGCGAGAUGGUGUUCGCGCUACAGUUUCACCUAGCAUCGGUUUCGCCUCAAAGUCCACAAGAGGCGCAGCAGCCACAGAGAGAAGGAGGCGUGCCGACUUUGUCGAGUGUUUGCGAGGAUGGACACUCUCAGACGAACGACAAGUCUGUGGAGGUUGUACCCAUCGACGCCCGCCUCGAGCACUUCCUUGAGAGCAUCGCUGGGCGGGGUUCAACAGAGGCUGGGAAGUGCCCUGCCAGCAGGGUCGACUCUAGUAGGUCUCCGGUGGUUUGCUCUGCUGCUGAACCACCCUCGGUCGGCGUUGCCACGAGAGAUUCUUCCCUUGGAGGCAGGAGGAAAGCACCAGAGGAUGGAGAUCAAUCCUUGCUUCCCGAUCUGAUGGACUGGCUUGGGCGUUCUAAUCCCGAUCCGGCCUUCCUUCGAAUGGCGCUCGAGAAGACCGACAGCUAUUCGUUCCCGCUUGUAGAGGCACCGGAGGUGAUCGCUUGUGCCACGUUUUUUGUUGUCCUCGCACUCACGCUGGAUUACUUUGGCUUUUGCUUGUGCACAGAGGCUGGCAUGGGGGCUUCCCUACCAGUCCCAACCAAGGACAUGGCGAAACUCUGGGCGCGGGUUCGACAGCUACGAGCAUUUCUGCGGACGCAAAAGCAGGAGUACAGGGUGACAGCAGUGGAAGGCAUUCCGAGCGAAGCCGAUGUUGCCAAAGGCGGAGGAGCUCCAAACCGUGAAACUGAAGACAUGCCUGAAGCUCGUGAAGUCUUGCAGGACGAAAAGAAUGACGUCGAGGCGGAAGCGGAAGAGAAGGAGGCUUUAUCGAGCGAUGCACAAGCAGUCGAUCGGGAGGCAGUCCCUUCGACUUUCGAUGACCUGUGUCACCAGAUGGCGGAGAGAGCGAAGUUCUUGCUGGAGUUGUCGCCUUCGACGGUUCAAUCUCCGGGUGCCGCUGCCGAAGGCACGUCGGCUCUCAUGCAGCAUUUGGCGGAGGAGAUAUCGGAUCUUCCAACGCCAUCUCCCGGGAAGUUGCGGUCUCGCCUGCUGCGAUGGCGUUCCGAGGACCGGGGGAACGAGCGAUGGAAAGGGGUAGUUGACGUGCUGCGCGUCCGAAGCCAGGCACUGGCGGCGUUGCUUGGAACUCUAUGCCCGGCUGAACAGGGGGCCAUGUCGGUGGGGACAUCGUCUGCUGUGCAGGAAGCGCUUGUGUUCCUGCGACCAGCUUUCCAAGGGCUGCGAGUCAAGCGGGACAAGGAAGGAAAGGAGGUGGAGAUAACCAGCGAUGCGCGCGACACUCGGCAUCACUACCUCAAGGGGCUCGAAGGGUGCUCCGCGGGUUUGCUGGCACGAGUGCAGGGUGCUUUUGAAGACCUCUAUGGACAGCUGAGAACGUUGCUCGAUCAUAGCAUUCGCACGGGACAGAAGUCCGGGAUUCUUCCCACUCUCCAGGCGAUGGUGACUCUCACGAACACGGCGUCACUGGCCAGCUCUAGCCUUGACAGCCUCAACGAUACAUCUCGCGGGCCGCAAAAGGAAACAACGGAUUCGAAAACCUCGGUGACGGCGCUCCAGAGCUGGACCCCUUGGUCGCUGGAGACCGUAAGGAGUGGCUUCUUGCAGGUGGGACGCGAUAAGGGCAUGAAACUGAAUGCCCUACCCUCCGGGUUCCUCGAAGCGGCUGGCUUGCACGGGUCUGCGUCCGAUAUCUUGGGGCGACACUCUAUGGCGGCUCUCCUGCGGAGGUACAGUGCACUGUUGCGCGUUCAUCUCGAGCAUGCUGAAGCGAGGGUGACGAAGAUGGACCAGGAAGCGGCGUCGAGGCGAAAGCGCUUAGAGGAACUCGGGCGUGAACGCGUGACUCAGAUGGUGGCCCGCGGGGUCCCGGUCCUCGAUGAGCGUGAAGGCAACAAGUCCCCUGAAGUGCAGCUGACGGCGCUGUGUUCGUGGGCGACGGUGCCGGCAGUGGCAUCCGUAGCUUGUACCUUCGCCCGGGGCGUUACGUAUGCCUGUACGCCGGCUGGGGCAGCACUUCCCGGUGUUGCGCCAUCUUCAAACAGCGGCAACUACUUUGAGGUGACGGUGAUGAACCCAGGCGAAAAGACUACCAUCGGCAUUGGCCUGGCCGACCCCGAUGUGUUUCCGGCCACCAAGCAGAUGCCCGGGUGGGUCGACCACUCGUACGGUUACCAUGGAGACGACGGGCGGUUGUUCGGGCGGGCGAAAACAGAUAGCAUCUGGCCAACCUGGGUGGACGGUGACGUCAUCGGCUGCGGGUUCGAUCCAGUUCGAGGCAGCAUAUGGUAUACUCGAAAUGGCGAGCUGCUAGGGGAUGGAUUCGUUCCAGUUUACGAAUCUAACUUGGUCCCGGUGGUAGGGUUUCACAGCAACGGUGAAAGCGUCCGCAUCAACUUCGGGGUGGUGCCGUUCGCGUACGAGGGUCCUGAGGUAGUCAUAUCUCCGGCAGUGCUUGCCGAACGCAAACUGUUGCAGCGGGAAGCACAGGAUCUCAGUCCCGCAGAGGAAAAGGAAAAUAAUGUCGACGACGGCGACCAGACCGCCGACGAAGAGAAGACUGAAGGCGCACUAGCAGAAGAGAAAGAACGAAGCCAAAUGGAUGAUGGCACGGCCCCGUGUGAGAGGCACCUCAGGGAGCAAGCCGAAGCUGGUCCAAUAGAUCAUGCGCAAAAGGAGAUCACGCCACAGAUGAUGGUUCCGUCGAUGAGAGUGUUGCAAAGAGGUGCUUCUAGCUUACUGCGCUUCCUGGUGGCGGUGAGCAUGCGACAGGCCCCCCUGGCGUCUUCGGCGAGGCCGGAAGAGGUGGGUCUGCAAGCCUCUGGCAACGAGGAACCUAGGCAACCCGAGGACACACGUCAGAUAGGGAGAGGAGGGCAGGAGCGGUCGAGCCCCAACGUAGACGGUGGAACGGCGGCGGCGGCGGCUUUGCCGCCCACGAGGGAGCGGUCAAUGUACGGCACUCCUUUGAAGCAAAUGCAGACGCACGUGGACAAUCUCCACCAGGACGUUUUCGACCUCAUCUUUCGUGAGCUUCGUCUGGGAGCUCUGAGCCUUGAGCACAUCGUCAGCACGUCGAGCCGCAUGGAAGCUAGAGAGUUGGCGAAUCAGAACGUCAUGGCGUUCGACGGCGACGCGAAGGCACCCUCUGUUGGCAAGCCGCUUGCGGUAGGACGAGCAGUCAAGCCGGAAAUGCAGCGUAGCUACAGCCAUGGGCACACCCAGGCCGCCGCUGGCAGGUGGAACGGCAGCAUCGCAUGGAAGGGUUUGGGCGGGACAGCUGGUUUCGGACGCGAAAGAGAGGACGCUUCAGCCCAAACCCUUGGCUUGUUGGCGCUGGAGGUCGGAGAAGUGGAGCCCCACAUGUUCAGGCAACUGGCUCUGUUGUGCUCCGUUCGCCAGUACGCCAUUGCUCGAACACAGCUGGCGCACCCGUCAGCGCUUCGAUCUAUUUUUUCGUUGCUCAAGGUUGGAUCGCCUCGAAUUCAAAGUGCUGGAGGGGGCGUAGCCAAACAGCGGUCGCUACCAGCAGGAAUGCACGUGGGGAAUGACUCGGCGAAGGACCUGAGCAGCAGGGGGCAAGGUUGGCUCGCUCCCGGCUGCAACCACGGUUUUGGCGGUGGCACUCUUGAUGUAUGUCUAGCGGAGCAGUGCAGCUCGCUCCUUCGAGAGUUGUACAAGGAGCCUGCCUGGAAGGAGCGUAUCGCGCGGAAGCUGUUGCUAAGCAUUCGAACGGCAGCAUCUAGCAUCCGCACAUCAUCUGCAAACCCGGACGUGGAUGGGCCCCGCACGGACUCCCCGUGUUAUUCUCCCACGGGGCAAGCGUUAUCGGACGUCAUAUCGGACGCGGUGGCCGCGCUGGCGAUCAUCGCUGGUGGCUCCGGUGUCUUGUACCCCGGAGCCAAAGUUCAGUCCAAGUCUGGCGUGCGUGGGACUGUGGUGCUGUUUUCGGCGGGUGAUGCAGAAGCUGGAGUUGUGUUCGAUGGCGAGAAUGUGGAGAAUUGCGAGAAGGUCCUGGUUCGAGAUCUCGAAACUGCAGGAGUAGGCUUUUGUGCCGACCCAGACACCCCGGCGCAACCUGUUGUGGCGCAGCUUCUUUCCCUGCUCGCUGCCCUGCUUCACUCGAACGAGGUGUCUCAAGCGUUAAAAAUUGUCGACGCCCGUGCCAUGGUGUGGUUGAGGGUGCUGUCACAAUGCCUGAUGGCCGUUCUGCAGCUAUCUGUGCAAUGCAGUGACGCCUUGGUUGCGGCAUGUCGAGAGGGCGAUGUGGUCGCCAACGUUCUACCCCAUUUGCUCGAGGUGGCGGUGUGCCCUGUUCAACUUCCCGCCCUCAUCACGGCACAGGAUUUCGAAGGGCGAUGGCGUUCGGCGCAAACCAGGAUGCUUUCGGCCCUGCGCCUGGGACAUGGCGGUCUUCGCACACUGCGGCCCAUCCAGCGACAUCCACUGCCACCGCCUCCUGAAGCGCCCACCACGAGCGUGGAGAGCCGCGACAAAGCGAUUGCACCGACGGGGCGCCCUGCCCAUUCCCCCGCGGAUGGUCGGGAUGCGUUGUCCGCCGAGGAGUCGAGAGAAGAGGCCCUGUUGCACCCGCGUCGACAGAUCGAGUACAGCGACCCUAUCCUGGAAGUGGCGCGAUCGGCUCGAAGUGGUGGACGGGGUCGGCUUAUGACUCUGGGGGACCCAAGCCCGCAUAGAGGAUGGGGGCGGGGCUGGGGGUCCGGUAUGUCCGGCAGGCGUAUGGUGGGGGUGCGCGGGGCUCUGGACUGGGCAGGGCGAGUGACGAGGGAUGAGGACGAUUCACGGCGCGAGGGAAGCCGUCGACGGCUGAUGAGGAGCGACUUGAGCCACCGAAUGGCUGCCCGAGGUAGACGUGCAGCAUCCGCAGAGUCCCGGUUAGACACUCGAAGGGCCGCCGCGAGGGGUUUGCUCGACUACGACGGCUUGGAAGGCUUUGCGGAGUAUAGGGAGGACGAGUCGGGCGCGUUUUUGGUAGAGUUCAACGACGGCGCCGAUGGCGAAGAGACGGAAGGAAGAGAGGCCCCCGGCCUCGAAGGGGGCAGCGCUGCAAGCGCAGACAGUGGCGAUACUAGCCAGGAUGGAGACGAAACGCACGCGGUGGGGUCGAGACCAACACCAGGAUCUGCGGGUUUCUCUAUCACUCACCUGCUCGAGUUCGGCACUGAGGCUCGCGCAGAGAGACAUGAGCUCAGUGCCCAUUUGUCCUCGGAAGUCGGAGUCCCUGGCGAAAUGGCCCUGUCCGCUCUAGAAGCGUUUGGUGCGGAUACCGACAAAGCCCGCAUGUGGCUGCAGAAUUCGCAGCACCCCGCACAGCUGACUGGCAGUGAGGGCAAGGUGUCGGCAAAGUCAUCCUCUCUUCCUUCAGGGGCUAGUGAGAACGGUACUUUCGGGGCAUCAGACACGACGACCGAGGACAACAUUGUCAGCGGCCUCAUUGGGGCGGAUGAAUCAGGGCCUCCAAGGGGUGGUGGUGAAGCGGCAAGCGUCCCGUCAGCUGACGAAGGGCUCAACCUAUGGGAGUCGGAAGGAGGAGUCCAAGAGGCAACAACGCCUUGUGAUAUGAUAUCAAUGCAGUGCGCUGGUCUCCUUUGCGAGCAUGAUCUUGUGCCUGUCUUGGGCCUGCCCCGCCCACCGACCGAGAUUGGGGGCACAACAGGUACUGCUGUGACGACCAGUAGCCUGGUGAGAGAGGUAGAUCUCCUUGAGCCUGGCAGUUUGCUAAUGGUGACGGCGGGUGAGGGCUAUGCUCCUGACAAGUCGUGCCCUUGCGUGACCGUCGCAAGUGAAAUGGACUUUUCGGUGGGGUCGGGACGAACGGGUGGGGUUACUCGGGACAAGGCCAGCGCAGGCGACAUGGACGCUCGCCGUGGGGGCGAAUGCCGUGCGGAAGGAGCAAGUGUCACUAGGCCCUCUAAGAGUAAGACUGUUGAAGCCAAUGGGUGGUCGCCUCCACAAGCGGCGAAUGCUUCCGUGGUGGACAACGAUGAAGUGCUGGUGGAGAUGAUGGACACUGAAACGGGGCUGUGCCUCGGGAAACGGGUACCCGUAGGGGACCUGAGACAUUCCACUUCUUUUUUCGGACGGGAGCUGGACAGCGGAGGGAAUACUGUGAAACAGUUACUGGGCGAUACAGACAAGGCCCUCGCUACGCUUCGAGCGAGAAGCCUUUUGGUGCGUCUUAUCCAGAGCAUCCCUACACCAGCAGUUUCAGCAGCGGGUGGGCCGCAUGGGCUCCUCAACAUCACGCGCCUGCUUGCCGCUCAAGACUUGGCGAAAGGCAAGGCUCCAGCGUCAUUCGGAAGCGUGUCUGAUGACGGUGGGAAUGACGCUGACCAAGCGUCGAUGGGGUCAGUCGCUGGUGACCAAGACGGCGACCCCGUGCUGCCGCGACGCUCCAGCAAGCUUGUAUACAAGCGGCCAUCAGAUCAGGGUUCCUUGCUAAAGGUCAUGAUCAGCGGGGGCUGGCCUCCCCGUGCAAACUCCGAAACCCACGGCUCGCCACCGACAGGGAAAACGACGAAGAAUGAGAGUGGUGGUGCAGCAGCAAUUGAGGAGGGGGCACUUGCAACAGAGAGCAUCACCCACGAAUCUCUCCACCCGCUAUGUACACCCUUGUCGUACGGAGGGCACAUCAAAGUGGACCCACAGUGUCUGGGCAUGGUCAUCAAGCUAGACUCCCGCAGCCGUACUCCAUCUGACCUCGUCCGUCUUCGAUUCUUCUCGUCGAAGGAAGACAUGCUCAACGAGCGCGACCCAAUCCGUGUCAUGUACGGACACGCGGUGGAGCGUGCAGCUCGCGCGAAGGCGAAGGGAAUGGAGUUCUUCAAGAUCGAGGAGGCAGACAGCACCUGUUAUGAGCCGGCCUCUCCUAGCGCAAAGGAGCUGCUGUCUUUGAGCGCUUUGGCUCGUCUCACGCCUCCGCUGCCACCGCCGCUGCCGUUGCAACUGCCGCCACAGCAACUGCCAACGCCGCCGCCGCCGGUGCCGCCUGCCUCGGUACCACAGCAUGAGCGAGCAUCUAGCAUCGGUCCUGACAGCUCGCCUGGACCGUCUGGUUCUUCCCGGCGGCAUGUGCUCACAUCCCGAGCCAUGACGAGAGCGAUGUGUGAGGCACACAGCCAGAUGAUGGUUAGGCGGAAGACGCCGUCGAAGGGAACUCCCGCGCCAACUAACCUAGGGAGUUCGUUCCGGUCGUUCGCGCUGCCGGGGGUUCAUGAGCUAUGGUUCCGCUUCGACGCUCCUCCCGGGGCCGAGAAGCCACUCAUCCAGGUCGCAUCUAUGUUUGGGUCACUCGCCCCUGCCACACCAGGCGUGGUGAGAGCUAGCGCGAGUCCCGACACCCCCAGCACAGCCGCAGCCACAGCCACAGCCGCAGCCCCAGCCGCAUGCUGUGGCCGCGACGAACACUUGAGCCAGGAAGAACUGGGACUACAGACGCUUUUUACUUGUGUAGGGGAGGAACAGGAACGUGGUGAUGGCUCGUCUUCUCCAGCCCACGUUAAGGAUGGCUCAAGGUCGAGCGAGUCUCGAAGGCAAGGCACUGCGGAACUACCCGGGUGUCUCGCGACGGCUGCCGACAUGUGCCUUACCAGUGGCAGGUGGUUUUACGAAGCCACCGUCGGGUCUUUGGUCGGAUCUACGCCCGACGGGGAUGACGCGGACGACGGCCUUGUUCGCGUCGGUUGGGCUCACGUGGAUCUACCCGUGUCGCUCCGAGCCGGGGAUGUCUGGGAGGUGGGUAAUUCGAGCUCGGUGGGGAAACCUAGCGACAUGGGAAUGGAAGGUGUCAUGGAAGCCCGCGCUUCUUCCGAAGCUCUGGAGGGAGCGGGGCAGGUGCAAAGUCCAACUCAAGUACAGGCUGGAGGACAUGUGCCGAGUCCACUGAUGCGCACGGUUUCGUGGCUCAGUGAAUCAGUGGAAAGCUCACUUUCGGCACCGGAGGACGAAUCCAAGCGCUCAGACACGCGCGAGGAAGUGCCACGGUCGACCACUGGUAGCCCAGAGGGAGCCUCCGCGUCGUCAGCCACAGCCGACAACGACGAGCGCCUGAGGAAGAAGGCAAAGUGGAAGGGCGUGACGUUCCCGAUUCUUGGUUCGGACGCGAACAACCUUGGAGUAGGGCUCGGACAAGAGGGAGGUGUUUGGCUUGGUGGCCAUCCAAGGGCGCAGAAGGCUGCCGGCUUCUCCUCGUCGGACGUGCUUGGGUGUGCGAUUGAUGUCGAUUCUGGCGCGGUGUGGUUCUCGGUAAAUGGGCGAUGGGCAGGGGGAAACCUCGGUGAGCAAGAGAGUGCGGUCAUGCUGAAAAAGCACGGGUGGGGGCAUGGCGGCGGCCUCAGCAAUGGCAUCACUCCGUGUUUUUCGGUGCGCGGCGAGUCGUAUGUGUCUGUAAACUUCGGAACAAAGCCGUUCAAGUUCCCCCCUCCAGAGCAGGAGUUUUUACCAGUGAUCCUUCGCGACGAGCACGGGGCCGAGCAGGAGAUUGCCGCCCUGACAGGAGCGGCAUCAACACAAACGGGUGACAAGAGAGUCACCUUCGCUCCUGAGGCGAAACUGAGCUCCGCAGCGAGCGGGUCCGUGCCAGAUGAUUGGGGUUUUCGUUUUGUGGUGGACCCUCUGCGCGGGGUUCACUACAGGGUGGUGAGGGACCUGGAACUGAUUUGCCGCUUUAGUGGACGUGCGAGGAGCGGUAAUCCUCGUUCAGCAAACUCGACGUUUGGGCCACAGACGAUAUCUAUCUGGCGGCCCAAGGCACCGCCGGGAUGGUUCAGCGUCGGCGACGUGGCGAGUCGCGGGCUAUCUCCCCCACCGGGAGCCGUCGUUGUCCGGGCGGACGCGACCGGUUGUAUGGUGUCCAAGCCUGCGAAGUUCCGCGUGGUCCAUCAAGACAAAGCGACCGGCUUCGUUGUGUGGAGACCUGUAGCGCGACAAGGGCAGGUAUCUCUCGGAGACUUUGCGUGCGCCAAAAAGGCGAGCAAGGGGAUUAUGGCCGGCGCGGUACGCUGUGUGGCGGCCUGGGCGGUAGAAGCUUGCCCUGUGGUGGAGUGCCUUUGGCGAGAGGAGAAACAGUCCGGUACCCACGCAAUCUGGUCUGCACAGAAUGGUCUCGGGACGUUCUUCGGGUCUCAGACUGGCGGCCGCAUGGGGAAGGAGGUCCCACAAGGGCCACACUCGCGGGUAGAACGGCAGAAGCGCAAGAAGAAGAAGAAAAAGAAGAAGAAAGGGGGCGGCGGGGAGGAAAGCUCGGAGGAAGACGAAGGUGAGCGCAUGAAGCUUCAGCCUGGCGUUGGCAAAGGCUGGGCGCUCAAGGGCGUGUCCGCCUCGUGCAUCACAAACGAAUGGUGUCAGGAGUCGGACGUCAUAUCUGGCCCAGCACCUCAGGGCUCGUCUGUCGUGCCUCCCAUACCGGCCCCAGUACCAUCUCCACCACCUCCUCCACCGUCGUCGGGGGUGACGAGUCCGGUCCAGCUUGAGGAGCGAACAGCUGACGACGACGAAGAGGCAGCCGUGGCAGACAUUGUGGCAGACACGGUUCGCAAGCCGCAACCGUCGGUAUCGUGGGCUUCUUGGCUCCUAUCGUUUCUUCUCGGUCACCCGCCUCUCCGGCGGCUGGCGAUGCGAGGGGCUCUCUUCCGGACCUUGGUGGCCUACCUACGCUCCCCCGGUGCUCCCCACCGGCUGCGCAUGGUACCUCUCUUGACCCUUCUCGUGCGAUCUCACGCAGAGUUCGCAGACAGCCCACCCCCACUCGAGGAGCUUUCUGGGCUCCUGGCUGCGGUAUUGCGGGAGUGCGAUAGGUUGACAUACGGUCGAGGCCCUCGGAGUGCCGCGUGGAGAUCAGGCGACUGCCCCGGCGGGGUGCAGCUAGAGACGAGCUGGGCAAACGAGGGUCUGCUGCUUCUGACGGACCUCGCGAUAGCAACGCGGCAGGCGCAGGAUGCCAUCACGCAGCGCUCUUUGACGCAACUUCCUCCUUCGGAGACGGAAGGAAAGGAGUGCUUGGAGACAACAACGCCGACGCCAGAGCACGUAGAUGCUGUUGUUGUCGCGGGCGAAGACGGCCCGAAGAAGGAGGAGGAGGAGGAGGAGGAGGAGAAGGAGGAGGAGAAGGAGGAGGAAAGUGGUAUAAGAAUAUCUCUCCCACCCUUCGGGACUCGCCCCGAAGAGGGCCCGGUGGAAGAAGCAGGUCAGGACGAGGCGGAGGAGGUGGGGAGUACAGAACGGGAUCUCGGUGAUCGGAUACUGGUCAGCGCAAGAUCUCUAGGUGCGGAAGACCGGGCGCGACUGGAGGUGGAUCUGCGAAACUCUGUCUUGCCCGACCUGACAACUUUCGCACCACCUGUCGCGGCGGGUACUUCGGCACCUGUCGACCCUUCGCUGCAGGGCGCAGAAGCGACUGCAGAAACACCGUCUCGUUGCUUGCAACACCUGCUCGAGAUCAUGGACACCUUACGCGCUCUUCGCGACGGCUGGCCUUCCUCACCGGACGUGGCGGCCACGUCUGGUGGAGUUGGAGCGGGAGACGGGCCCCUUCAUCUGGAUGCUAUCUUGUGCGAGGCCUGGAUGGAUGCCGUGGGCCCUGCGGUUGUCGUGGAAUCGGACCAUCCAUUUCGAAAGGGGACGUACUCUGAGACGCUGCACCUGCCCGGGGCAGAGGAGAUGGUCGUUUUUCUAGACCCGCGCAGCUCCAUGCAAGAGGGCACGGCAAGUCUUGUGCUGGAGGGCAAGGACAACAUGAUCUCCCUUACCGGACAGCAGGAAGCCCCUUGGGGUGACGUCAUCAUAUUUCGUGGCGAUUCGAUCACUUACCGCUUUCUGGCUCAAGCUGAUGGAGAGGCUGCAGUUGCGAACUCUUUGGUGACGGGCGAUCCGGAGGUAGACGACUGGGGAUUCCGUUUCACGGUGAGGGAGGGCUGCCUGCAACCUCGCAAGCUGGCUUAG
Messenger RNA from Ectocarpus sp. CCAP 1310/34, 16464 nucleotides. NCBI's taxonomy places the organism in Eukaryota, Phaeophyceae, Ectocarpales, Ectocarpaceae. The record is from the annotation of a GenBank genome assembly.